UGCCCGGGUGCUGAGCGGCUCCAGAGCUGCUGGGGGCAGAGGGCCGCCCGCUUCCGCCCCGCGCACACGCGGCCUGGGCAGAAGCACGUCCCACCUGGGGACCCCCUUUCUUUCUGGGCUCCGGCGCUUCCGCCUCCGGGGCGGAGACUCCUCCCCUCUCCGUCCCAGUCGCCUUCCCGGGGAGAGCGGCCCGAACAGCCUCCGCCCGCCGGCCCCCUCCCGCAGCCCGGCCGCCCCGGCCCGCGCGGCUUCAGCACCGCGGACAGCGCCCCGCCCGCGGCAUGGCCCUGCGCUCUGGUCCCGCCGCGCUGCUGCUCGGCUGCGGCCUCCUCGGGCUGCGCGCAGGCGUCUGGGGUACUGACACAGAGGAGCGGCUAGUGGAGCACCUCCUAGAUCCUUCCCGGUACAACAAGCUCAUUCGCCCAGCCACCAAUGGCUCUGAGCUGGUGACCGUUCAGCUCAUGGUGUCGCUGGCCCAGCUCAUUAGCGUGCAUGAGCGGGAACAGAUCAUGACCACCAAUGUCUGGCUGACCCAGGAAUGGGAAGAUUAUCGCCUCACCUGGAAGCCUGAGGAGUUCGACAACAUGAAGAAGGUUCGGCUGCCUUCCAAGCACAUCUGGCUGCCGGAUGUGGUCCUAUACAACAACGCCGACGGCAUGUACGAGGUGUCCUUCUAUUCCAACGCCGUGGUCUCCUACGACGGCAGCAUCUUCUGGCUGCCGCCCGCCAUCUACAAGAGCGCCUGCAAGAUCGAGGUGAAGCACUUCCCCUUCGACCAGCAGAACUGCACCAUGAAGUUCCGCUCGUGGACCUACGACCGCACGGAGAUCGACUUGGUGCUCAAGAGCGACGUGGCCAGCCUGGACGACUUCACGCCCAGUGGCGAGUGGGACAUCGUGGCGCUGCCGGGCCGGCGCAACGAGAACCCGGACGACUCCACGUACGUGGACAUCACGUACGACUUCAUCAUCCGGCGCAAGCCCCUCUUCUACACCAUCAACCUCAUCAUCCCCUGCGUGCUCAUCACCUCGCUGGCCAUCCUCGUCUUCUACCUGCCGUCCGACUGCGGCGAGAAGAUGACGCUGUGCAUCUCCGUGCUGCUGGCGCUCACCGUCUUCCUGCUGCUCAUCUCCAAGAUCGUGCCGCCCACCUCGCUGGACGUGCCGCUGGUGGGCAAGUACCUCAUGUUCACCAUGGUGCUGGUCACCUUCUCCAUCGUCACCAGCGUGUGCGUGCUCAACGUGCACCACCGCUCGCCCACCACGCACACCAUGGCGCCCUGGGUCAAGGUCGUGUUCCUGGAGAAGCUGCCCGCGCUGCUCUUCAUGCAGCAGCCGCGCCACCGCUGCGCCCGCCAGCGCCUGCGCCUGCGGCGGCGCCAGCGCGAGCGCGAGGCGGGCGCCCUCCUCUUCCGAGAAGCCCCCGGGGAGCCGGCGGGCCCGGCGCAAGGCUGCGGGCUCCGCGCGGCGGUGGACGGCGUGCGCUUCAUCGCGGACCACGUGCGCAGCGAGGACGACGACCAGAGCGUGAGCGAGGACUGGAAGUACGUCGCCAUGGUGAUCGACCGUCUCUUCCUGUGGAUCUUUGUCUUCGUCUGUGUUUCUGGCACCGUCGGCAUGUUCCUGCAGCCUCUCUUCCAGAACUUCUCCGCUGCCGCCUUCCUGCACGCCGACCGCUCGGCGCCCAGCUCCAAGUGAGGCCCUCCCCGGCCCGCGCUCCUUCGGCUCCUUCGGCUCCUUCGCCCGUGCCUGUUGCCAGUAGUUGGGGCGGAGGUGGGACAAGUGAGCUGGGGGCGGGGAGGGGGGGAGGCCGCCGCAGAUCCAUUCUUUCCCGCCCCCCCGGGCCCCUCCCCAGCACCCGUGGCGGCACACGGCGGCCGGCCUGUCCCCUCGCACCGGCCAGGCAGGCUGGUGGGGCACGAAGGCUGACGAGGGAGAAUG
Molecule: messenger RNA, 1940 nt
Organism: Leopardus geoffroyi (Geoffroy's cat)
Lineage: Eukaryota; Metazoa; Chordata; Mammalia; Carnivora; Felidae
Gene: CHRNB2
Product: cholinergic receptor nicotinic beta 2 subunit
Exons: 6
Coding region: 282-1697 (471 amino acids)
Biological process (GO): regulation of membrane potential; monoatomic ion transmembrane transport; nervous system process
Cellular component (GO): synapse; postsynaptic membrane; neuron projection
Molecular function (GO): acetylcholine-gated monoatomic cation-selective channel activity; transmembrane signaling receptor activity
Source: RefSeq, a predicted model, not a curated record